Molecule: messenger RNA, 2616 nt
Organism: Frieseomelitta varia
Lineage: Eukaryota; Metazoa; Arthropoda; Insecta; Hymenoptera; Apidae
Gene: Liprin-beta
Product: liprin-beta-1
Exons: 13
Coding region: 241-2355 (704 amino acids)
Biological process (GO): neuromuscular junction development
Cellular component (GO): presynaptic active zone
Molecular function (GO): protein binding
Source: RefSeq, a predicted model, not a curated record
UAUGAUCCUAUUCGUACAAUUUAAAAUUAGUUUACUAAUUCGAUAUGUGGGGGGCGGGCGAAACACUGAAAAAAACCAAAUACUAUUAUGGCGGUAAACUAUUGGGCGUUGUUCUUGACACCUGUUGCUUUUCCUCGGUUUUGUGGUUUGAAGGAACUUUUGGUUUUUAGAAUUUAAAAAAGGAAGUUCGAAACUACACAUAUGAGUUUGAAUCAUGGUACAACGAAGUAAAAAUUAGCAAUGGGUAAAAGCGAAGAAAGAAACGGAAACACAAUACAAAUAAGUGAAUCAACUUUUCUUAUAAAAACAUCAAGCGAAGCUAGUAAGAUGCUGGAAGCUGCUUUGUUACAAAUGGAUGACAUUAUUUCUGGUGUAUGUACAGAAAGCAAUAAUGAAGGUAAUGCAGAAUGGAAGGAUUCUGUUAAAGAAGCCACAAAAAAUCUUGUGACAGCAAUUAAAAACUCUCCAAGUUCUCCGUCUCCCCCAGAUACAGCUACUAUUGAAAUUUUACUGCAGUGGAUGCAACCGAGUUGUCCAUUAGGUAAUGCUAAAAUGGUUAAUCUGAGGGGAAGUGUGCCUAAUCUCUGUGCAUCCACAAACCUAACACACAUUGGGUCUCUUCCGCCUUUCUAUUCUACAGUAUAUAAUAUGAGCUUUUGUUCAAAAACCAAUGAUUAUCAAGGCAAUAAAGAUUAUAAAGGAAAUCAAAGCAGUCGUUCUUUAGAAUUAGGAAAAAAACGACAAGUGAGGAAUAGAAUAUUAGCUGAACAAAGAACUAAAUCACAAUCGGAUCUUCUUUUAAGAAGAAAAGAAUUUCCUUAUUGUUGUUUCUCACAACAUUUUCAAGAUACACAAAAAUGCCAUAAGUGUCAAACAAAGACUGAGGAACGUUUAAAAAAAUUAGAAAAUGAACGUGGAGCACUAUUGAUGGAAGUAUCAGUUUUGUCAGAGCAAGUGGAUGCACAAUCCAACAAAAUACAAGAGUUGGAAAACAUGCUUAGGGAAAAGAAGGAUACUCUUAGAAGAAUGGAAGAGGCAUUGCAGAAGGAAGUACUCUCAAGAAGUGCUUUGGAAACACAAAAAUUGGAACUCUUGAGUUCUUUAUCAGAAAUGAAACUUAAACAAGCAAGUUUAGAGCAUGAAAAUCUUGCACUCCGUAGUAUAAGUCCUAUGUCAAAUGGAGAAAAAUUUGGGAGGCAUACCAGUCAAUAUAGUAGUCUUCCUAGGCCUCCGAGUACUUCAAAGAAAGGUGUAAUGUUCGGUAAGGUACCCAGUUUAGUUUCUGGAGUACACACAACGGUACCAUUGGCCGUUAAAGGAGUCUCCGCGAGAUGCCUGUCUGCACCUACUUUAGCUGAAGAGGAAAAAACAAUUAUAGGAGAUUCAAAUUUUCGAAUGGAGUCGACUCAGAAAUCUUUGGUAGAACUUUCAAUGGAAGAAAUUGGAGAUUGGCUUACAAAUUUAGGAUUAGAAUGUUACGCAGGUGAAUUGAGAAGAUGGGGUGCUACUGGAUCAAAAUUAUUAGAAUGCUCGCAACAACAAUUAGAAAAGGAAUUAGAAAUUAAAAAUGUUCUUCAUAGGAAAAAAUUAUUGUAUGCAAUAGAAUCAGAAAAAACUGGUGGAGCUGAAUUUCUUGGAUCAGAGAAAAUGGAUAAUGCAGCAGUUUUGCGAUGGCUAGAUGAUAUUGGGUUACCACAACAUAAAGAAGCUUUUCAAAAUGGUAAAGUUGAUGGUAGAAUGUUACAUAGACUCACCACUGAAGAUCUUUUAAAUCUUGGAGUUACUGCACAGUUACAUGCUGCAAGCCUUAGAAGAGGAAUUCAGAUUCUACGAGAAUUAAAUUUUGAAUUUGAUAACCUUGAAAGAAGAUCUACAAAUGGUAAUGGAGCAGAUGGUAGUAAUGUUCAUCUCUGGACAAAUCAUCGAGUAAUGGAAUGGCUUAGAGUAGUUGAUUUAGCAGAAUAUGCACCAAAUAUGAGAGGAUCUGGAGUACAUGGAGGUUUGAUGAUGUAUGAAGGCAGAUUUACUUCAGAAUUGUUAGCCACAAUACUUAGUAUUUCGCCAGGAAAAACUCUUCUUCGUAGACAUUUAACUACACAUUUCAAUCAAAUUCUUGGAAGAGAAGUUGUACAAAGGAAAAGAGAGAUUGAAAGUACUCUUGGAUUCGUUCCACUUACGCUUACUGCUCGUUUGAAGGUACCUAAGAAAUCUCAGUUUACUUUAAAACGCAAGAAAAGCAAGAAUGAAGCAGAUUAUGGUAAUUUGGUCUGCCCUUUGGAAGCUUCACCGCCAGGUACUCCAUCAACACCUACUUCAACACCAGGCAGUCCUAACUUAAAUUCACCUACAUUCUAACAAUAAUCAGAGAUCACAGUCUCAGCCAAGAGAUAAUAGACAGAGGAGAAUUAUUGGUUGCAUCUGAAGAAUGUAAUUACAUCUGUAAAUAAGAAAAAUAUUCUAGGGACCAUUAUUUCAUCUACUUAGACUAAGUUUGACUAUUUAAUUUUGUAUGAUAAAAAAAAAUCUUUAAAAAGUACUUUAGUAAAUCAGUUUACUUAUAGUAAAUCUUUAAAUGCACAUCCCGUUGAAGUAAUUUUUCUAGAAAAUAUUGCGUUU